Molecule: messenger RNA, 1716 nt
Organism: Musa acuminata AAA Group (dessert banana)
Lineage: Eukaryota; Viridiplantae; Streptophyta; Magnoliopsida; Zingiberales; Musaceae
Exons: 2
Coding region: 1-1716 (571 amino acids)
Source: RefSeq, a predicted model, not a curated record
AUGAAGAGCCCUUGGGAGCUAGCCGACCAGUCCAAGUAUUGCCGCUUCCACCAGCAAAACGGACACGACACAGAGGAAUGCCGCAAGCUGUCGUGGCAGAUCAGGGAGCUCCGCCGCGGAGGACACCUCAAUCCCUACGCUCAAACAGGCAGGGAUCCCUCGCCCUGCCCGGACGGCCCCAUUGAGUGCCUCAUCAAUGUCAUCACGGGGGGCCCAGCGUCCGGCGGGGUCAGCAUGUCCGGAAGAAAGGCGUAUGCCCGUUCGGCCAGGGACGACGCCCCCCGUGGCACCCUCGACCCCCGGGUCGCAUUUCCCCCCGAGGACGCUGAGCGACCAGAGCACGAUGACGCGCUCGUAAUAAUGGCCAGAAUCGUCAAUGCCCAGGUAAGAAGAAUCAUGAUAGACACGGGAAGCUCAGCAGACGUGUUGUUUUACGGUGCCUUCCAUAAGCUAGGACUUGUUGAGGAGGCUUUGGAGCCCAUCCAUUCGGCCCUCACUAGGUUCACUGGCGACUCGAUUUCACCACUGGGAGCUGUCACUCUGCCCCUGACCUUGGGAACGCUGCCCAGGACCAAGACGGUGAUGUCCACCUUCCUAGUAGUGGAUCUCCCCAUAGCAUACAAUGCCAUCCUCGGUCGUCCCUCCCUCAACAAGAUCAGAGCCCUAGUCUCCACCUACCACCAGACCGUGAAGUUCCCGACCCACGCGGGAACAGGUGAGGUCUGGGGUAGCCCUCGGGAAUCCAGGCAGUGUUACUUGACGGUGGUUUCCCUGUGUAAAAGGGCAAAGAUCGAUAGACCCCUGGAUGACCCAAGGGAAAAGAAGCAGCCGAACCCACAUCCCGCGCCGUCGGCACCCACCUGCGAAGUGUCGUUGAUAAAAGACCGCCCGGACCGAACCGUCAAGGUCGGGUCGGAAAUGCCCGUGGAGGAACGGGAACAGCUCGUCGGCUUCUUGCAAGAGAACGCCGACAUCUUCGCCUGGUCGCCAUCCGACAUGACGGGCAUAGAUCCGAGGGCCACCCAACACCACCUCAACAUAUCACCAGACGCCCGGCCGGUAAAGCAAAAACCGCGACCCCAGGCCCCGGACAGCCUCAAUCAUGCAUGCCCAAAAGACUGCUACCCGCUCCCGAGGAUUGAUCAGCUCGUGGACGCAACGGCUGGGCACGCCCGCCUCUCGUUCAUGGACGCCUUCUCGGGCUACAAUCAGAUCCGAAUGGCACUCGAGGACCAGGAACAUACGACCUUCAUCACCAACCUAGGAGUAUAUUUUUACAAAGUGAUGUCGUUCGGGCUGAAGAAUGCAAGCGCAACUUACCAGAGAGCUGUAGACAAGAUGUUUGCCUGGCAAAUAGGGCGAAACAUAGAAGUCUACAUGGAUGACAUGAUUGUAAAAAGUCACGUCCCGACAGACCACCUAGCCGUCCUGUUCGAAACAUUCGCCACUCUUCGAAGCUUUGGUCUGCGACUCAACCCUGCAAAAUGUGCCUUCGGCGUCGGUUUGGGAAAGUUCCUCGGAUUCAUGGUACAUGAAAGAGGAAUCGACAUCGACCCAGAAAAGGUCCAGGCAAUCAUCGACAUGCAAGCCCCUCGGACGGUUAAAGACCUGCAGCGACUGAAUGGAAGGCUGGUUGCCCUAUCCCGAUUCCUAUCCCGGUCGGGCGAUCGCUGCCUCGCUUUCUUCCUCGCGAUAAGAAACCCGAAGGAUUUUUAA